AGACGCCAUCGACCACGAGGAUGCGUUCGACAAAGCUAACAGCAACUGCAUUAUCCUGCUGUAUAAGAACGUACCCACGAGGACCCCAUAUAGUCAAGUUGACAUGCAUGACUCACUGUUUUGUAGUUCCGGUUAGCAAGGACAGCCGCAUCACACCGCCAUUUCCUCAUCCUGUUUGCAGCGUUGAAAAUGCCAAAACACGACUGGAAGUGCCUGUAUUGCGGAUGCGCAUUACAACUGUUGCCGUAUGAUUAUAUUGCAAAUCUGCACGUCCACGUUCUUGACAACUCUGGUGGUCGUCGUGGGGGAGAUUUAUGCACAUCAUAGGCAGUCAGGGCAUGUCGCAUGCAAACCUGGAUCCUCCGAGCUGGUACGUCCACUUACUCAAAAAUGGCAAAAAGAUAUUGUUUGACUUCACUGCAUGCGUUGAGUUCUGUAGUGAGUUUCCGACGAAAAAACGAAGUACAACUUUCUUUUGUCGUGUCAACAUGUCUUUGAUAAAUCUACGUCUACCGCGUGGAAACUUUCUUCACAGUUUGAUCACGAGCGGGAAAUGACCUCUUUCAUUUGUGUCCACAGUUACAAGAAUACGCCACGAGAUAGAAGGAAUACAACACCUUCCGGUUGUAGUACAGCGACGAAAGAACACGCGCAAUAAAAAUCAAGAUCAACAAUCAAUGAAAAAAAGGUACUGCGCAUGCCGGAUGGCAGGAGACAGCGAAGACACGUGCAACGAU
This is a messenger RNA of Amoebophrya sp. A120, 737 nucleotides long. Lineage: Eukaryota; Dinophyceae; Syndiniales; Amoebophryaceae. The record is from the annotation of a GenBank genome assembly.